Messenger RNA from Pisolithus orientalis, 1527 nucleotides. Its product is annotated as major facilitator superfamily domain-containing protein. Gene Ontology annotation, cellular component: membrane. The record is from RefSeq and is a predicted model, not a curated record. Gene Ontology annotation, biological process: transmembrane transport. The transcript has 18 exons. Gene Ontology annotation, molecular function: transmembrane transporter activity. Lineage: Eukaryota; Fungi; Basidiomycota; Agaricomycetes; Boletales; Pisolithaceae. Bases 1 to 1527 code for a protein of 508 amino acids.
AUGUCGAACACGCCUCCACCUGCUUUUGACGGAGAGCUCAAGGGAGCCUAUCCCAAGGAGCUCGACGACUCUCCUAAGCGAGAUAACGGCGCCGAAAGACAACUGAAGUGGAAGCUCGAUUCACGUCUCAUUCCAGUGAUAGUUUUCCUCGCCAUGAUGAGUUCCGUUGAUCGAAUAGUGAUCAGUUUCGCAAGGUUGGAAGGUUUGAAAUCGGAUCUGCAUUUGACGGACAUUCAAUACGACACCGCACUCGCAGCUGCUUAUGCAUUGCACUGCCUGGUACUUGUUCCAUCAAACAUGUUCUAUCCUGCACGUAUCCCUCUAUUAAGAAAUUUGCUUAGGCCGUCAUUGUACAUUGGGUGUUGUGCUGUCCUGUGGGGAAUCAUCAGUGGUCUGACUGGGCUAACAAAGGACUACGGCAGUAUCCUCGCGUGUCGUGUACUUCUUGGUGUACCUGAUGCUGGAUUUUAUCCGGGUUGUUCGUAUCUCCUGUCGAGAUGGUACACGCGCAAGGAACUUGGAUUACGGUUGGCGUUAUUGCUUACUGGUGGAAUGAUGGCACAUGCAUUUGGUGGCCUGUUGGCUGCUGCAAUUUUAGCGAUCUUGAAAGACAAGUUCCACAUAGCUGCCUGGAGAUGGCUGUUCUUUAUGGAGGGUGCUGUAACUGCCGUUGUUGGAAUUCUGUCGAUGUGGCUGCUUCCCGACUAUCCCCACAAUACUCGGUGGCUGAAUGCCGAAGAGAGACGCCUUACACAGCUUCGACUUGCCAAAGAUGUCGGCGAAGCAGAUAUGGACUCGGAAGAAGCUAGCAUUUUCGAGGGUCUCCGAAUGGCCAUGAAAGAUGCAAAGACUUAUCUCUUUAUGCUCUUGGCAUUCUUCCUAUUCCUCUCAGGGAGUUUCACUAAUUUCUUCCCCACGUUGACUGCCACCCUUGGUUACUCCACAAAUGUUACCCUCCUGAUGUCUGCACCCCCGUGGGUCCUUCCCGCAAUAGUUGGUGUUAUUAAUGCCUGGCAUUCCGACCGCACUGGCGAACGGUUCUUCCACUUGGUCACAUAUUGGUGGAUCACCAUUGUCGGAUUUAUCAUAUCACUAUCCACAAUGGCAACCGGUGCAAGAUACUUCUCGCAAUACUUGAUGGCCCUACGCUCUGGUGGUGAUAUGGUAUUCAUUGCGUGGGUCGCCAAUGCAAUCCCUCGUCCGCCCAGUAAACGCAGUGUCGUCAUUGCUCUCACGAUUACCGCUGGGAACGCCGGAACUAUAGCUGGUUCGUAUAUCUGGAAGGAGAGUUGGGGCCCACAGUAUCACCCCUCGUUCCUGAUAUGCCUAAUCUCCCUCUUGGCAGUAAUAGCCGUCGCCUUCGUUAUUCGGACCAUCCAAAUACGGGAAAACAAACGAAUGGAACACCUGGAAAUAGAUGACUUGGAAAAGGAUGAACGUGAACGUAUCGAAAAAGCGGCGGAAUUGGAAGGUAUGACGUUUGUUGACGCGUUCAGACGCCGGAAGCAGUUGCCGGGUAUUUAUUAG